Molecule: messenger RNA, 1032 nt
Organism: Oldenlandia corymbosa var. corymbosa
Lineage: Eukaryota; Viridiplantae; Streptophyta; Magnoliopsida; Gentianales; Rubiaceae
Source: the annotation of a GenBank genome assembly
AUGUUAACAGACUCUCUCAAGAUCAAGAUCAAGUCACUUCCCAAAUUGACGAAUCCGAGUGUGAGGUUCAGCUGCGGAGGAAACGCCAUUGGCGUAUGCAUAUCGCAUAGAGUUGCCGAUUUCACGUCCUUGAUCACGUUCAUAAAUUCAUGGGCGGCCCUGAACCGGGUUGACAGUACCUGCCCGAAAUCAUCAACUCUGGUACCCGAUUUCGAUGCAGGGAGGAACCUUUUUCCUGCACCUGAGAUUCCUAUCUGCCCCCCUCAGAUUGAUGUGCAAGGGAAAGGAAAGUACGUGUAUAAGAAACUUGUGUUCAGCAAGGAAAAGAUAUCAGAAUUGAAACAACUUGCAAUUGCUGCUUCCUCCUCCUCAUCAUCAUCAUCAUCAUCGGUGUUGAAGGAUCCCACACGGGUAGAAGUCAUUUCUGCUUUCAUCUGGAACCACUUGAUCAAUGUGGCACGAGCUAAGGAUCAAGCUGUUGGCGGUAAUGAUGACAAAACAAUGUUCAGGAUCUGGAAUUCUGUGAACGUGAGAACAAGAAUCAGUAGCUUGAAUUCUUCUUCUUCUAAUGACUUCCCUUUUGGCAACUUUUCAAUUGUCGCGAUCGCUUCCUUCACUCCUCCCGAUGAGAUUACUGUGGGAAACCCCGAUUGCUACCGUGAUCUAGUUCAACUCACCGGUGAUUCAAUGCGGAAAGUCGAUGAGGAUUACAUUUUCAACUGUGCCCGUCCUUUUAUGAAAAUCUUGGCCUCAGGUUCGGCUGAACUGGAGGUGGAUAUGCAGAAACCAACCAUGAAGAUAAGUGAUAGGGUUAUCACCAGUUGGUGCAGAUUUCCGAUAUAUGAAGUGGAUUUUGGUUGGGGCAAACCUGUUUCGGUUGGCCCGGCGUCCAGUAAGGCACCUGCACCUGGGGUUCUGUUAUUUGGCACAAGAUGCGAUGACGGAAUUGAAGCAGUACUUACCGUGUUAGAAGAUGAAUUGUCUUUACUUCCGGAGAAGUUUCUUUCACUUGCAACAAUUAACUUCUUUUGA